AUGAAGAGUGCAGUUAUCAGCUCUUUGUUUUUUUUUAAAUUAACUCUUCAAAAUAAAUUAUCAAUUUAUGAUGGAAUCAAUUCAUCAAAUGGAUUAGCAUCAAGUAUUUCCAUUGAACGUCGAAAUAUUCAACCAAAAAUCUCAGUAGUUGUUAAAAAAGAUACACGUUCACCAGCUCAAAUAUUAACAUUAUCUGGCUCAACAGUUCAAUUACCAAUAAUAAAUAAAUUAGUAUCAGCAGCUAAAUUGGCAAGUCAACCAACAAUAACAACCGCUUCAUCAUCAUCAUCAACUACAACGAAUUCAAUUCAACAAAAUGAAAAAGACAAUAGUAACUGUUAUUCAGUUAAAAGACUUAAAACAUCAGAUGAACUUGUUGCUGUUUAA
Messenger RNA from Rotaria socialis, 387 nucleotides. The record is from the annotation of a GenBank genome assembly. NCBI's taxonomy places the organism in Eukaryota, Metazoa, Rotifera, Eurotatoria, Philodinida, Philodinidae.